Molecule: messenger RNA, 484 nt
Organism: Rotaria sordida
Lineage: Eukaryota; Metazoa; Rotifera; Eurotatoria; Philodinida; Philodinidae
Source: the annotation of a GenBank genome assembly
ACGUAUGACACCAUUUAUAAAUUAUUCACGUUUUUUUGAUUUACAUACAUUAACUAAUUCAUUAAAAAGUAAAGAUAUUAAUCAAGCACGUUCAAUUAUGGUUCACACAUGGAGAAAUUUAUCUGAUGAUAAACGUCAACAAUAUAAUUAUAGUCUUGUCAAAUUUUAUUCACCUGUUACACAAAAUUAUUUACCAGCAUCAAAUUUAGGUUCUAUUACUGAACGUUUAGAUGAUUUAAUAAGAAAUUAUAUUACAACACAUGGAAAAUUAGAUCAAACUAAUAUGGAUAAACGAACAUUUGAAAAAAUGAUUCAUUUUAAAUCACUUAAAUCAUGUAUUGAUCCAGGUAAAAGUGUUGAAAUUUUAGCUGCACAAUCUAUUGGAGAACCUAGUACACAAAUGACAUUGAAUAGGAAAAAAAAUGAAAAUAAUAAAGAUGGUUUUAUGCUUUGUCGAGAUAAAUAUAGUUUGAAAACGAAUUGA